CUGAUCUCAGCUGGCAGCUGUAGGCGCUGGUGGAACGGCAAUACGUGGACUGGCCCUGAUGCUGAACGGGGCAGUCGCCUCUCAUCCCUCACAAGCAAUGCCUUGUCCUGGCUUCUUGCAGGAUGGCUGAGGAAGUCCGCAAGGUCCCCUUGAAACCUAUCCGUGCCUGGGAGGAGACAAGACCUCCUCGAAGGAAGAGUCCGCGGAAGAGGCCACAGCAGCAGCAGGAGCUGUGUGUGCCUCAGCCCUUCCAUGCUGAUUCACCAUCACCUGGGAAUGCCUCCUGCUUUAUGGGGCCAGACUCGCAGGAGAAAGAGACCCUAGAGUACAUCAACGCCUUUCUCAAGGGCAAUGAACAGGAGGAGGCCAAGAAACUUGAAUUCUUGGAUUGUGUCAUCACCAUCAGCAGGGCCGUCCUUACGAGGCACCCAGAAGGAAACCUGGCAGCUUUUCUUGGCAAAGCCCUCCUUGUGAAAAAGAUAAAGGAGCUGAUUGAUCUUGAGUUCGUCGACUCCCUGACCAGCGGGGUGCGUCAGCAAGCGAUGCUCGCCAUCAUGGAGCUGAGCAAAGUGAAGCCACUGCUGCGGGGAAUGGAGCUAUCCAGCCUGCUCACCGUCUGCUUCGCCAGCACCUUCUCCCUGCCUCCAGCAAACACCAACCAGGGCAUGGAGGCUGCUCUAUACAACAACACUCUGAACACCAUGGAUGAGCUGUUGAAGGCCUUGGUGUGCGAGGAGGAGAAGCCCAACCUUGUGGUGCUGCAAAACAUCUUGGAGGUCCUGCUCCCCUGGACCGCAUCCAAGGAGGUGCAUGUGCGGCUGAGGGCAGUGGGAAGAAUCACCUGGCUGACCAAAUUCAUCUCUGGUCAACACCAAUUCAAGGGACUGGAGGAGUUCAGAGUCCUGGGCCAGCUGGUGGGCUGUCUCACGCUGCGCUGUGCUGAGCAGGAGCAGGAGAUCUGCCGAUCGGCUAUGGAGGGACUUCACCACCUCUACGCCUUCCUGCUGCGGCAAAAACUUCAUCUGGAAGGCUCGACGCUGGCAAAGCAGAGUGCAGAGUAUCUGCAGGUCUUCAGGGAGUGGCGAGCGGAGAACACCUUCUGGGUCACCUGGUUCACCAACACCAGCAAUAUCGCCAUGAUGUUUGGGAAGUACUUCAACCCAUCCGAGCGCAUGGACUUCCUCCUCACUGCUAUCGAGGGCAUGAGAGACACCAGCGUCCAUGACUCGGUGGCGGCCAGGCACAUGCUGCAUGUGAUCCUGUGGGUCCCCAGCCCAAGCUUGGAGAGGGUGUCGGAGGCUGUGAUGAGCAUCUACCACAACCUGGACUCCAUCAGCGAGCCGCUGGCCCAGCAGCAGCUGCUCAGGGCCCUUGUCGUGCUGGGCAACCAGUACAGCGAGGAGGUGGUCACAACCCUGCUGGGCUGCUCGCUGUCAUGUGACAGCGUUGCUGUGGAGAUGUGGAGGGUGCUGACAUCCCACCCCAAGACCGCAGGAAAGGUCCUCCGGGAGCUGCUCGACAGGCUGCAGGAAUGGCCGCUGCGCCAGCAUCACGAUGUCUCUCAGCAAGAGGCUGGCGUCGCCCCCUUGGCCGUGGGGAAAAUCCAGCGUCAGCAGCCAGUCAUCGUGGAGCGGCUACACGAGGCAGACAGGGGCGUCAUCUCCAAUGCCAUCACCGUGCUGAGAGACAUCCUCGCCGGCAUGGACAGGCAGAGCGCCAGCACCGUGGCUGUGCAAGUGGCUGAGAAACUCCUGCCGUUCUUUCAUGACGAGUCCAGCAAACUCCGGGUGCUCUCCAUCGCCCUCUUUAAACACCUGCUGGAGCUUGUAAGGGGGCCCAGCAGGAGAAAGAUGAAGGAGCUCGUCCUCCAGAGCCUGGUCCCGCUGCUCCUCCUCCUGCACGAUGAGCGUCCCAAUGUGUCCCAGGUGUGUUGGGACGCCCUCAGCCGUGCUGUGGAGUUCCUAAGGUGGAGCCAGCUCGGUGCUCUCGUCCAGCGAAAGGAGCUUUGGCGAGGCUGUGACUGCCUGGUGGCGUGCUACAAGGAGAGGGCAGAAACCUUCCUCUGCCAGGCCAUGGCCUUUCUGAAAAACCCGCAGGCUCCCAUUAGAGAAGCGGCCAUCAGGUUUCUAGGGCUGACUGCCCGGCAGCUGGACCAGAAGAGCCAGGAGAAGUUGGAGGCCAUCUUCAACGUCCUCAAAGGCUUGCAGGAGGACAGCAAGUCCUCUGUCAGGUGCCUGGCUUUGCAGACCAUGCUAAUCCUCACUGCCUGCAAGAAACACCGUCCAGCCCGUGCCAGCCUACGAACACUCUUGCAGAGGAUGAGACUGAUGUGUACAAGGGAGAGCCCAGUCAUUGAAGCUGCCCAGCUGUCCGAGUAAAAGCCAGCCUCCCUACUCUGGGGGUUUGGUGCACCAGAGCCCGCCUGGAGCAGGGUGGAACACAUCAUGCCGGACCAUGGCUUCCUCCCCAUUGGCCGCCUGCCCUGCCCAGCCACGUGAGUAGUUAACCGCUCAAUAGCUUUUAUCACCAUGUACUUUUUGACAGGUUUCCAUGCCCCGUGUAGCGUUUACGUCCCGCCCUCCGUCCCCGUUUCCGGUCGUGUACAUUUUUGGCACCAUCGGCCCUUUUGAACAUUUAUUUUGUAUUAUUUUUCUGUGUCUGGCCGGGGGAAGGUUGCGUGCUUGUGCUACAGUCAGGCAGGCAGAGCAGCAGAAGGCCUCCUGACGACCACAUCGGGAGGCUGCCACUCCUGACGGUGGGGUGGCGGUUGAAGGGGAACCCAGGUCCUCCCGCUCCACUGCGUCCCCGCCCAGGGCCCUAACAGCGUGCUGUGUUUUGACAUAUUUAGAGAAAAAGUAUGAACGAGUAGAAAGAGAGGCUGUAGGGGGUUCGCGGCUCCUCCCCAUCCGUCUGGGCGGGAGACCAUGCCCCUUGCUACGAUACUUCCGGGGUACCUUGGUUCAGGGGAAAUAGCUCAGUGUUCAUGGUUCUGGCCUGCAGUCAGGCCGACCAACGGUCAAGAGUCUGUUUCCCCGGGGACUUCA
Chelonia mydas (Green sea turtle) is the source of this 3044-nucleotide messenger RNA. RefSeq names its product maestro heat-like repeat-containing protein family member 7. The record is from RefSeq and is a predicted model, not a curated record. The transcript has 19 exons. The coding region runs from base 123 to 2378 and encodes 751 amino acids. Lineage: Eukaryota; Metazoa; Chordata; Testudines; Cheloniidae. Gene Ontology annotation, cellular component: cytoplasm.